AUGGCUCCCGGAUAGCCCAAAUAUGGAUUUCAAAUAUACUAACCGCAUUCGGCCCAGUUGACGAACCAUCCGGUUCAAAUAGUCACAAAUUUCUAUGGAUAACCCACAGUAAUGUAUCCACAGAACCACAUCUUACCUCACUAAGGAAUUAUAAUACAACAAACCCCUCUUUACAAUUAGGGGUACACCUCGAACUAGCCGUAAAUAUUGAGUGUUGCUGGAAAUUAAAAUAUGCCGUAGAAUCAUAAAAACUCGGCUGUGUUUUCAAUGCACUCCUCAGAUUCCUUCUCAUUAAAAUAUAACAACAAUAAGCACAGCUGUUCAGAUGGUUAAUACGGUGAAAAGACUUAAGAUGCAGUAUAAAAUUAAAUCUUUGAUAAUAAGAACCUUUUCUUUAAUUAUGGAAAUAUGUCAGCAUCUAAAGAUAAUGAAGGACUAAAUCAAAAUUUUGGGGAAAACAAUUUGAUUCAACACCCCUAGCCUCAUCAAGUAGUUUAGAAUGACUAGAUAGAUGAGCUUUCAACAAAUUCUAAUUAAUAAGAUAGGCCCUUUAAAAAAAUUGAAGACUUGGACUCAAACAAUAUAGAAGCUAUCAAGGAAAAAAAUAAAAGAGAUUCUCGAGGAAUCGUUAAACUUAGAAGGUAAUAACAAAACAUGAUACAAAAGUUGUAAGUAGUAAAGUCUGCACCAGUAUUGGCUAAGAUAGAUGGUUGCUUCUACUAUAAAGUCAAGGAAAUCAACAAGACCACAAGAAGACUGAACUCCGUUCUCAUCUGUGCAGAAUGCCAAAAACCUUUCACAAAGAAAUGUAAUCUUAUUGAUCAUCUCAGGGUUCACUCCGGAAUGAAGCCCUUCCAAUGCAACAUUUGUGCGAAAUACUUUAAGCAGAAGGCUCAACUGUCCAAACAUUGCAAGAAGCACGGCAAUAAGAGAGCUGGUUAGUAGUUGAGAAAAAAUUCGGAUUAGUCCUAAGAUCCCUCAACCUUGAUUUCAAAUUAAGAGGAGACUUAAAUUGCUUCGAAUAAUGAUUAAGACAUUCAAAUUAAUGACUAAUCUCUUCAAGAUGUGAGUCUCCCUUUUGAUAGUUUCAGCAAGGUUUUGCUUCCUUGCUUUGAAUAGCUAGAAGAAACUCAUUUCGUCGUUGAUAAAAUAAGAAAAGAUAGCGACAACAUGGAGAAAUAGGAGAGUUACUAAAUAGCUAAAUCUUUCUGCCCUUUCCAGAGAGAUUUGAACUUACAAAAUCAGGCUUCAAGCACUGACAAACUAAGCUAAAUUAAAAUGGCAAAUACUGAUGAACACUCAGAACAACUCUGA
Molecule: messenger RNA, 1314 nt
Organism: Stylonychia lemnae
Lineage: Eukaryota; Ciliophora; Spirotrichea; Sporadotrichida; Oxytrichidae
Source: the annotation of a GenBank genome assembly